GUCGCUGUAGUUUUAACACCGGGUAACAAAAUCUCACAGAAAACCGCGUGGUUUCCAAAUCCCGUUCCUCUUUCGAACAGCCUCCCAAGAUGCCUACCAAGAAGUCCAAGACCAGAAAGCUCCGUGGACAUGUGAGCCACGGACACGGUCGCGUUGGCAAGCACAGAAAGCAUCCUGGAGGUCGUGGUAAUGCUGGUGGCAUGCAUCACCACAGGAUCAACUUUGAUAAAUACCACCCUGGGUACUUCGGCAAGGUGGGCAUGAGACAUUACCAUCUGAAGAGGAACACCAAGUACUGCCCCACCAUCAACCUGGACAUGCUGUGGACGCUGGUGAGCGAGCAGACCCGGCUCAACUACAGCAAGAAGCCCGACGGCCCCGCGCCCAUCAUCGACGCUGUGCGCGCUGGCUACUAUAAAGUUUUGGGCAAAGGCAAGCUGCCCAAACAACCCGUCAUUGUCAAGGCCAAGUUCUUCAGCCGACGGGCCGAGGAGAAGAUCAAGUCUGUGGGUGGAGCCUGUGUGCUGAUGGCAUAAAUCUGUACUUUUGGAAAAAAUAAACUGUACAAAUACA
Molecule: messenger RNA, 573 nt
Organism: Syngnathoides biaculeatus (alligator pipefish)
Lineage: Eukaryota; Metazoa; Chordata; Actinopteri; Syngnathiformes; Syngnathidae
Gene: rpl27a
Product: ribosomal protein L27a
Exons: 5
Coding region: 90-536 (148 amino acids)
Biological process (GO): translation
Cellular component (GO): cytosolic large ribosomal subunit; ribosome
Molecular function (GO): structural constituent of ribosome
Source: RefSeq, a predicted model, not a curated record